Molecule: messenger RNA, 927 nt
Organism: Salarias fasciatus (jewelled blenny)
Lineage: Eukaryota; Metazoa; Chordata; Actinopteri; Blenniiformes; Blenniidae
Product: olfactory receptor 11A1-like
Exons: 1
Coding region: 1-927 (308 amino acids)
Biological process (GO): G protein-coupled receptor signaling pathway; detection of chemical stimulus involved in sensory perception of smell
Cellular component (GO): membrane
Molecular function (GO): olfactory receptor activity; G protein-coupled receptor activity; odorant binding
Source: RefSeq, a predicted model, not a curated record
AUGGCAAACUCAAGUGAAAUCCCAUCCUUUGUGCUGGGUGCUUAUGGUAACAUUGGAGAAUUAAAAUAUCUGUAUUUUAGCAUCAUGCUGCCGUGGUACGUCUCCAUUUGUUUGGCCAAUACAGUUGUCAUUGUGGUCGUUUAUGUUGACAAGGGGCUGCAUGAGCCCAUGUACAUACUGCUCUGUAACUUAUGUGUGAACGAGAUAGGUGGCAGCACAUCGCUGUACCCUCUCCUGCUCUCGCAGGUUCUCUCAGAGACCCAUGAAGUGUCUUUUCCAUGGUGCUUUCUGCAGAUGUGUUGCAUCUACACGAGCGCCUCGGUGGAGUUCUGCAGUUUAGCAGCCAUGGCGUAUGACAGAUAUAUGUCCAUUUGCUAUCCUCUGCACUACCACGCUGCCAUGAGCACAGGGAAGGUGUUCAUGAUCAUCCUGCUCGUGUGGCUGUACUCAUUUCUUAGUUUCAUGCUCACCUAUUCAUUCUUGAUCGGUUUGAAAUUUUGUGGCAAUGUCAUUGACAAAGUGUUUUGUGACAGCCAGCUAAUAAUUAAACUUGCGUGUUCAGCCUCGGCGCUCAGCUACUUAUCUGACGUAUGUUUUGUCGUUUUGAGUGUUUGGAUACCAUUCACUCUCAUUUUGGCAUCGUAUUUGAAAAUAUUAGCUGUUUGUUUGAACACCUCUAAAGAAAACAAGCAGAAGGCCGUCAGCACCUGCGUACCUCAGAUCGUCUCCGUGUCCAACCUGUUUGUUGGCUGCGUUUUUCACUUUAUCGACUCCAGGAUUGAAGCCACUCAGGUGCCAGAUAAAGUCCGUGUCAUUCUGUCUGUGUAUCUUCUUGUAUGUCAGCCGAUGAUCACACCCUUCAUGUAUGGAUUCAAGCUACCAAAGAUAAAGCAGUCAUUUCGACGAUUUGUCUUUCAUGAAAAAUAA